Molecule: messenger RNA, 1604 nt
Organism: Melanotaenia boesemani (Boeseman's rainbowfish)
Lineage: Eukaryota; Metazoa; Chordata; Actinopteri; Atheriniformes; Melanotaeniidae
Gene: clic3
Product: chloride intracellular channel 3
Exons: 7
Coding region: 458-1177 (239 amino acids)
Source: RefSeq, a predicted model, not a curated record
CUUGGUUCAUCCCUGUACGUAUCCAGCCUCUCUCUCUCUGUCUGUCUGUCUGUCGGUGACCAUCUUGUUUGGAUUUGGAUUUCGCCUCUGUCUGCCACAUGUCUGGUACUCUGCUUGUGUAUGUUUGGAUCUCCUGGCUCUCUGACCUCUGGACUUGCUUACAGGAAUAAGAUAUCGGAUCACGGACUCAACUUUCUUUGCCCCACCGGAGGUUCUCUGGACUCCCCGCUGUCGGCCUUUUCAGCAGUCGGACCUGUGGUCUAUAAACCGCCUUCUAACCUCUCCUCUGUUCAGCAGCUUUUUCACACACCCCGCAGCGGAUCUCUCCUUGGAAUCCCUCAACCCAGAUUCUGAGACGAUCCUCAUUCAUUCGUUGGAGCAAACUCUGCUGAAACAAACACUUGUGUGAACCCAGCAGAUUGAUAGGUGGACAUAAACAGGCAGAGAAAGAGAAAAGAUGGCAGAAGCCCCAAAGAUUGAGCUCUUUGUCAAGGCCAGUGUUGAUGCUGAAAGUGUUGGAAACUGCCCUUUCUGUCAGAGGCUCUUCAUGAUUCUUUGGUUGAAGGGGGUCAAUUUUACCCUCACCACUGUGGACAUGAAAAGGGCACCAGAUGUGCUUAAAGCUUUGGCUCCAGGCUCUCAGCCACCUUUUCUCAUCUACAAUGGAGAUGUGAAAACAGACACUAACAAGAUCGAGGAGUUCCUGGAGGAGAACUUAGCCCCACCUCAGUAUCCAAAAUUGUGCUGUCGCUACAAAGAGUCUAAUGGUGCUGGAGAAGACAUCUUCAGAAAAUUUUCAGCAUACAUCAAGAAUCCCAAUCCUGGGUUGAAUGACAUGCUAGAGAAGAAAUUUCUGUCAACUCUGGUGAAGCUGAACAUGUACCUUGAGACACCUCUCCCUCAUGAACUGGACCAGAACCCAAACGCCAAUGACUCCCCACGCCUGUACCUGGAUGGUGACACCUUCACCUUGGCAGACUGCAACUUGCUACCCAAACUCAAUAUUGUAAAGGUGGUGUGUAAGGAGUAUCGCAACUUUGACAUCCCUGCGGAGCUGAAGGGGCUGACGCGUUACCUCACUAAUGCCUAUAAACAAGAUGAGUUUCGCUACACCUGCCCAAAUGACUCAGAGAUUCUCAUUGCCUACCACUCUGUGGCCAAGUACUUGAACAAAUAGAUCUAGGCUGGGUAAAAGAUGAUGCUGCAUAAGCAAAAACAAAGAACAUAAUGCAGUGAACAUGAACAAAUGGUAACAGAGCGGCAUGAACUGUAUUAUUUUUAAUGGCUCACCACCACAUGAACUGUAUAUGAUAGAAAUGUAUCAAAAUGAUCUGAGUUGGGAUGAUAAAAAUGUUUAAAGUUCCAUGUUUAAUUAUUUCUUCAAACUGCAAGCUGUUUUGUAUAUAGACUGCCUAUUAAUUGUAGUAGUGCAGCAUUUUUUUAGCCCCUCCAGACUAACUUUAAAUUCAAAUUAAACAUUUGUGUUAUAUCCCACUGUGUGUGUUUGUAUUCAAAGCAAUGAUUAUGAUAAUAGCAUAAAUGAAUCAAUUAAUUCAAUCUGAUAUCAGAUUUUUUCCCAUGUUGUAAUAAAUUCUGAUAUUCCA